Molecule: messenger RNA, 13907 nt
Organism: Pangasianodon hypophthalmus (striped catfish)
Lineage: Eukaryota; Metazoa; Chordata; Actinopteri; Siluriformes; Pangasiidae
Gene: kmt2bb
Product: lysine (K)-specific methyltransferase 2Bb
Exons: 37
Coding region: 63-11534 (3823 amino acids)
Biological process (GO): positive regulation of DNA-templated transcription
Cellular component (GO): nucleus; histone methyltransferase complex
Molecular function (GO): zinc ion binding; DNA binding; histone H3K4 methyltransferase activity
Source: RefSeq, a predicted model, not a curated record
GGCGCUUUCCCUCUCCGCUGAACUCGGAGCUACUCUGUAAAUCGGUGUUGUUGAAGCUAACGAUGGCAGCGGCGGCGGGUUGCGGCUCAGUGGCCGCGGCUGCUGGCGGGGUGGUGGGCGGCGUGGCCGCGGCGCGGGGGCGCUUUCCCGGGCGGCCCUGGUCGUCGCGGAGCCGCCUGCGCUCGGAGAAGCGGUGGCAGCUCGGCCGCUCGGGCACGGAGCAGGACGACACUGGCGGCGGAGGCCCGAGGCCUGGCGGCUGCCUGGCGCUCGCGUGCGGAGAGGACCCGUCUCACCUGCGCCUGCUGGGGAUCGAGGCGAGCUACAAGAGCCUGGGGGAGGCCGGCUACAGCUCGAGUGGAAGCGAAGAGGGAUCUGAAUUCAAAGGUUUUGAGGCUGAAAAUGAAAGCAGCAGUGUUCCUGAACAGUCCAGACGAAAUCGUCCCAAACGUAAUCGGGCAUCAACAAAUUCAUCAAAAAGGGUACGUCGGAGACCAGCUCCUGCAGCAGCCACAGCUGUGGAGAAGGGUCAGUCACCUCAGAAUGAUUCUGGAUCUACACAGGAACUUCACAGCAAAGAGUCUUGUAAUGCUGUUUUGAUUGAAGAUGCUGUUUCUGGCUCAGAUAAGCUAACAAAACAAAGACAAAGAAGAGGCUCUGUGAAAAAUGAUGCGUCAUCUGCUCCACGGAUCACUGUCAAGUUAGUGACUAAGAGGAGAGUUAAGGUAGAUGCAUCACAGAAGUCUGAAACUAAGGAAAAUCAAUGUGCCAUAUUCUCGUCUGCGAAAGUGAAAUUAAAGAGAGGUGCAAAAGCCCCAGAAAGUAGUUCUGUUGAGGUAAAGGAAGAGGUCAUUACAAGAAGGCGAGGGAGGUCUGCAUCUGUUCCUCAGAAUGUGCCAGAUGCAAAGGCUGAUGACCAAAAAGUAGAGGAAAAGUUGAGGAAGUCAACCCGCAAGACUCGUUCAACAUCAUGUAGUGACACUGUAGAGCCAAAUGCUGGUGAAAAGAAGGCAGAACCAACAGACAGUGUGUCAAAAGAAAGCACAGAAGUCAAAAAGCUUGUGAUUCGGAGACGGCACAGAUUAGACUCAAGUCACGUUGAGCAAUCAGGAGACCACAAAGAUGAGGCCACUUUGUCAGAGUCAAUAUUAGAGGUCUCAACAGUUGAGGAACCUAAACCACCUUCCAGGAAGAAAAAGAAAAAACGGAAGAAGAGGAAUCGGAAAGACAAAGUCUCAGAAAGGGGUGAUGAGAACUGUGAUGCUUUGUCUCAGCAACUGAAAGGAGACUCAAUAGAGAACAAUUUUGUGGGAAUCCCAGGCUUAAAAUUGACACGAAUACGAAACCCAAAAGCCAGGUCACGUAAGAAAUGCAGUAAGUUUAUUUGGACCCUAACACUGGUAAAGUGCAAAAGCAAAACUGUUAGUCCACCAACUCAAGAAAAUCUAAACAAAGCACCAGAAAGCCUUAGCAAAGAGACAGAAUGUCCCCCAAAAUGUGCAAAAGAGCUAGAUGUUUCAGCGGAGCCCACAUCUAGGCCGGCUGACACUUCAGAGAUUAACACUCUGCAGGAGCCAGAAAAUAAAGAAUUGUUAAGAACUGUUAAUAUUACCAAAAGCCCAGAAAAUGCAGACAUCACAGAGAAAGAUGAGAUCUCAAGAAAGGCUGAGGUGACCUCUGGAAAAAGUGAGGAGGAGAUAUCGAGAAGGGAUAACGAGGAGGAGAGAUUGAGAAAGGAUAAUGAUGUGACCUCAAGAAAGAAUGCAGAGACAAGGUCGAGACAUGAUGGUGAGGUGACCUUAAGAAAAGAUGAGGAGGAGCCUCGGGUCUCCGUUACAUCUGAGGUUAUAAAGGAAAUACACCCAGAUGUGGCUGCAGAGACAGAUCUAGAGCCAAUGUGUAAAGAUUUCAUUCCUCCCCUACAGAUAAAGGUUGUGUCCUCACCAGGAAAACACAACAGUUUAAAGCAGUCAUUUUCAAUCCAGCCAGCUGCAACUGCACCUAAACCAAAAGAGGUUUCUAAAGAAGCUGAUCAUCAGUCUCCAGCAGAAAUAGAGAACCAGAUAGAAACUACAACUCCUCCUCUGAUGCCCAAGGCAAGGCACAGACUGAGUCUCAACUCCCCUCGAAAGAAGCGUGUAAGGCAUAAACCUUGGACACCCUGCAAGAGGAAAUGUAAGAGUACUCCUUCUGGGGAUUACCCCAAUUCUAAAAUGACUGCUGAAACUGAGAGUUCUGUCACGGAGACGGAAGCCCCAGCCGCUAAGACGGAAGCCCCAGCCGCUGAGACGGAAGCUCCAGCCGCUGAAACUGAAAUCAAGGUGGGGGACUUACCAGAAUCACAUGAACAACCUAAAGCAGGGAAGUGCUCUGGUCAGGCUGCUCUCUCGAACGCAAAAGGGUCUCUCCCAAGAUGUGAAGCACCAAUGUCUGAGGCAGCUGAACCUACAAGUGUCAGUUGUGCUGCACUUCCACCCCAAACUGCGACAGAAACGCAGCCAGAGAUUAAGACUAAGGAGGUGCCAUCAACUGAGACUGCUGAAGUCUUGGUUUUAGAGCCUCGAAUGGCAGUCCCUGAUCAAGCAGAGCCUCCUUAUCAUGCUCGGCAACCAAUCAAGCAAGGCAAGAAAAGGCGAAGAGUUUUGAUAGGUCAGAGGUUAAAAGCUCGCAGAAAGAGGUUGCCCCCAAGACAGUUAACAGAAGAAGGUGCUGAUGUUUGCUCAGCAGUCAUAGCUUCUGAGCCAGCACGGUCUAAGCUAGUUGGCAUACUGAAAACAAAGUACAGAAAGAGGCAUGUUUCAUCAAGUCUUUCUUACACUCUUGAAGACAAAAAAAGGAGGACAAAGCUUUUAGCACAGCAAGUGGAACAUGAGCUUGGUGCUCAAAGUAAUGAUCACAAAGAAAAAGCUUCUGCUGAUGAAAAAAUAGACCCUGAUUCGGUUGAAGUCCAACCUGGUAAAACAAAAUUUGUUAAAAACAUUAAGCAUUUUAUAAUGCCAGUUGUCAGUGCUCGGUCCUCACGGGUGAUCAAAACGCCAAAAAGAUUUAUGGACGAUGCUGACAUGUCAGAUCUGCCACGGAGAAAUGCACAGAAGAAAGGACACCAGUUAGGAUUGAAUCCAAAAUCAAAGAAACGAGAUGGUGGUGAUGAGAAAGAUGAGCCCUCCUCUCUUCCGUCACAGGAUGAGGAAGAUCUUCUGUCGGAACUGCCUGAAGCUCAGUUAGAUCUUGACUUGUCAUCUGCUGAAGAAUCUAAGCUUGAGCCAGUAAAUGACUUGGAAAACCUAGGUGAAGAUAAGUUCUCUGGCAAGAGAAGAUCACUACUCCGUGACCCAGGUUUUAAUUGGCAAGUCCUGGAGCCUGCAGGUGCAGAGAUCUACAACUUUGACCAAGAUAUCGAAAAGGAGUAUGAGGCCUUGUUGUCUGCAGAAGAUCUCCCGUUUGAUUCAAUAACUGAUCCACCUCAGAAAAAGAAGCAGAGCAUGAAAUUCAAGAAGCCACCAUCACACCUAAAGCUCUAUAAGAAACUCAAGGAUGAGCUAAACUUUGGUCCCACCAAGAAAAAGCUAAAAAAGCCUCCAUCGGUUGAAACAGGGAAAGCCGUUUUACCCCCUGCUGAGGCACAAAAGGUGGAUUUGGAGAACGAAACAAAUUUAAUUCAGUCUCUUUCUGAUAUUAAGGCAGAAAAGGCUAAACUGAAGAUUGAGGAUCUUGACACGCCAGGGGUUGUCCGUAAAGUGUCCAUCUGUGUGCGUACUCUCAGCAGCAAGUUGUUGGCACAACAGCAAGAAGAGCAGGUGGAUGAUAUGCCAGAUGAAUUCUCCAUCCAUACAGACAUUUCACUUCCCAAGAAAUCCAUGGACCUAGAGAACAUGUUUCAAGCUGAAUCAAGAGAUCAAAAGUCAGAACAAGGCUUUGAUCAAAAGAGAAAGGACGUCAUUGAGUCAAAGGAGAAAAGUGUCGUCCAACGUCCUCACCUUUCCGGUGCCAACAAGCGCAUGUUCAACCUCCUCAAGAAAGCCAAGGUUCAGCUCAUCAAGAUUGAUCAGCAGAAACAACUCAAGUCAUCAGGGCUCCUGUCAGAAGGUCGGAUCACAGCUGGGAAGCGGCAGAUCAGAAAACCGAUGAUGCAACCUAAGGAUUCCUGUCCUGACAAGACUGUUGCUUCUCCGGAGCAGGAGCCGGCCAGAGGAGGUCCGCGCAUCAAGCAUGUUUGCCGAGCAGCAGCUGUGGUUCUGGGGCAGCCUCGCGCCGUCAUCCCGGAUGAUAUCCCCAGACUCAGUGCUCUUCCACUGCAUGAAAGAUCAGGCAUUUCACCAUCACCUGCUGCUAAAGAUGUGGAGUCACAUUCUGACCCAGACAGUCCUAUAAUGCAAGAGCAGAGGAUGCCCAAGUUUCGCAAAGCCCGUGCCCACGCGCGUCGAUGUGGCCAGUGUAAAGGCUGUCUCCAUGAAGAGGACUGUGGCAAGUGCAUUAACUGCCUGGACAAGCCGAAAUUUGGUGGCCCUAACACCAAAAGACAAUGCUGUGUGUUUAAGAGGUGUGAUGAGGUUGAAGAAAGGAAGGCCAUGAGACUAUGUGGCAAGCUCUAUAAAGGGCAAAUGAAGAGGCGUCGCUCAUUAGUCAGUGCUGGUCACUCAAGUAAUGAGGAGUGUGAAGGGACAGAGGCAGCCUCUGUAGGAGGAGACAGUCAGAGCCCAUCAUUACGAAAGCAACCCAAGCGCACCGUUAAACCGCGCUACUACUGCGAUCUGCUGGAUUAUGACUCUGACUUCGACCCGGACAUGAACAGGACACCACACUCGACCUCACCAGCCCGGAGGAGAGCACCUGGUCCGCGCAACAAUGACUAUGUGUCUUUGGACGACUUCUUUGGAGAUGGCCUCGACGAGGGAAUACGACAUCGCAGACCUGGAUUUAACAGAGUUCCACCCAUCAGACGGAAACCUGAAAAGAGUCCUCAGGAGCAAACACCACCCAGUGUCCUGGCAGCGCUGGCUAAUGGUUUUGCUGAGAGAGUAAACGAACCCUCUGAACCCACAUACAAGAUCUGUGUCGACUUUAAGGAGGACUGCAGUUUGCAGAGUGUGUGGUCGACCGGUGGUUUGAGCAUCCUCACCUCUGUGCCUCUCAUGCCUCCAUCUGUGUGCCUGCUGUGUGCCAGCAAAGGACAACAUGAAAUGUUGUUCUGUCAAGUGUGUUGCGAACCUUUUCAUCACUUCUGCUUGGAGCCGUCAGAGAGGCCGGUUGACGACAAUAAGGAGAACUGGUGCUGUCGCCGCUGCAAGUUCUGCCGUGUGUGCGGUCGCAAGAACAGACAUUCCAAACCUCUGCUUGAGUGUGAACGAUGCCAGAACUGCUAUCAUCCUGCCUGUCUAGGACCGAACUAUCCCAAACCCAACAAGCGCAAGAGGCCAUGGGUGUGUAUGACGUGCAUCAGGUGUAAGAGCUGUGGCGUGACUCCAGGGAAGAGCUGGGACACAGAGUGGAACCAUGAUAAGGGCUUCUGUCCUGACUGCACUCGGCUGUAUGAUCAAGGUAACUACUGUACAAUGUGCUUCAAGUGCUAUGAGGACAAUGACUAUGAGAGCCAGAUGAUGCAGUGCUCGAUAUGUAACCACUGGGUCCAUGCCAAGUGCGAGGGAUUGACUGAUGACCUGUAUGAGAUCCUGUCGAGUUUGCCAGAGAGUGUUGUGUACUCAUGCCAGCCUUGCAUUCGAGCUCAAGCCGGUGUAGUUCAGGAGAGUGAGGAGGGAGGAGGAUGGAGGGAGCUCCUGCUGCUGGAGCUCAGAGCCGGAGUGGAGAAGGUGCUCGCCUGCCUGCUGAGCUCUACUCUCACUCAGCACCUGGUCACUUGCAGCGAGUGUACAGCUCUGGAUGACAUUGCUGAUGAAGGUGAUGGAGAUGAUGUUCUUCCUGUGUGUGAUUUGCGUGCUGUAGGGAAAAAGUUCGACAAAGGUCUUUAUACAACACUGAAAUCUUUCCAUGAGGAUGUGGUGAGAGUGAUUCGCAGAAGGCUAGAGGAAGAGGAAACCUUACCAGAGGACCAAAAGCCAACUGCUCUGGCUCGCUCAUACUAUCUAAAGCUUAUGGAAGAGGUGUUCAGCUGGUUCAACAGUCAGGAUCCUAAAGUGUGGGAUCCACGCUCCAAACAUCUACCAGCUGGAAUGCUCUCUAAUGCUGUAAUACCACCAACAAAUGAGCAUGUAUUUGCCCAAUGGCGGGAACGAGAGGAGAAGAGCAGGACUGUGAACACCAAGCAAGCAGGAGGCCGUAUGGAGGUCAAAGGAGAAGAUGGAGCAACUAUCUCUACCCCUCUGUCUCGCAGGCCUGUCAGUGGCCAAUACAGAGACUUGAGCAUGAGACUCAGAAUGACAGGGAAAAAAGCACGACCAUCCAGAGAAGAUCUGGACACUGGGUGGUCAAAGGAGGAUGAGCGGCAGUGUGUCUUGUGUCAGAAGUACGGCGAUGCAAAAUCCAGCGAUGCAGGCCGUCUGCUCUAUCUUGGACAAAAUGAGUGGGCUCAUGUCAACUGCUCCAUGUGGUCAGCUGAGGUGUUUGAGGAGGAUAAUGGCUGCCUGAUGCAUGUGCAUAGUGCGGUUGCUAGAGGCCGCCUUAUGCGUUGUGAACGAUGUAACCAGACUGGGGCAACAGUGGGCUGCUGCCUUACCUCCUGCCAAAGCAACUACCACUUCAUGUGUGCCCGUUCUCGCAACUGUGUCUUCCAGGAUGACAAGAAAGUCUUCUGCUACAAGCACCGUGAUCUCAUCAGUGGAAAAAUUAUUACUGGACAAGGGUUCGAAGUUCUUCGGAGGGUCUACGUGGACUUUGAGGGAAUCAGCCUUCGCAGGAAGUUUUUGACAGGAUUAGAACCAGAAUAUAUUAAUAUGAUGAUUGGUUCUCUUCAAGUCAGAAAACUUGGGAGGCUGAAUGAAUUAUCAGCUGUUCAAGGAAAACUUUUUCCAGUGGGUUAUGAAUGUUCUCGGUGGUACUGGAGCACACUAAACCCACGUCGCCGCUGCAAGUACACAUGCCGGGUCAUGGAGGUACGACCACCAGUUCAGGAGAAGCCAGUAGAAGAACUGGCUGACCAGGGAGAAAAUCGCACAAUUGCCCACAGUCCAUGUCCACUAUCAGAAUCUGAAACUACGGAGGGAGAUGUGACACCAGCAAAUCCAAGUUUAGUAUCUCCCUUUGCUAAGCCAGACUCUGGUACUCGACCCAAAAAUUCAGCUUACCCACUGAACAGAAGACCAGCUGGAGGAUUAUCUAGACCACUACCAUCUCCAGGAGCAGCCCCUUCAAAGUCCCACCACAUUUUGACUAUUAGUGAUUUCGAUGACACCCGCAGACUACGGCGACAUACACCACAGAAUACUAGUAUUCGUGGACACAACUCUUGCCCCUCCUUGGGAUCUCCGACUAGCUCAAUUAAUCUUCGACCUGGGGGUUCCCAUCACUCUAAAACCACCCAGCCUACCUCCCCAAUUUUCCCGCUUGGUGCUACUGAAAACUUGUUGACCUCCUCGUCAGCCCGCCCUGUCAGUCGAAGCGCUUCCUCUGCCCGGGGUGCUGGAAUUUUGGCACCCCAUUCUACCUCAGGACUGUUUCCAGAGCCUAUGUGGCAUGGUGGCACUGGCAGCACCCCUCCCUCUAACCGAUCCCUCUCUUCGCCUACCCACCUUUCAGCAAGACCAAGGUUGCCUUUUGACCUUAAUCAGUUGGACUCUGCAGAACUGCCACACAAUUUCAUGGCAUCGCCACAAGAACUGCCUGCAGAAAAUGGAACCUCACCUUUAAGAGACGCGGUGGAUCCACAGAGGGGUAGUCACCUAGUCACUGAUAAGGAAUUCCCCUAUACCCCCUUUCAGUUGGACUCGGACCUAACUGUGGUAUCAGAACUCAAAACUGAACUUGAAAUUGAAGCAACAGUACUAAGUGAGGGAGUAGCUAUGAACUGUAGUGAACAGAUUGUUGUUGAAGGCGAAGAGGAGCAAGAUGAGUUUUGGGGUCCAGAUGCAGAGAUGUCUGCCGGAAGAUUACCUCAUACUACAGAGGAUUGGGGUAAUAGUUCCUCUGAUGAUGAUAUGGGAAACUAUUUCGACUUUUCACGCACUAUAGUAACUUGCAAAGUCCCAAGAGAAGCCUCAAAGACACCCCCUUCUGCCUCUAUAAAAUCAAUUUCACAACUAGAUGGUGUAGAUGAUGGAACUGAGAGUGAUGCAAGUGUAACAAGCAGUAAUACCCAAAAUCUGAAGAACCCAAGUCAGGUUCAGAAACCAUCUCAGGCUCUUGAUGGUCAGCAUCAUAAACAGUGGAAUAGUAAUGGGCUAUGUAUGGAACUUCCAAGUCUUAGCAGUCAGCUCCAGCCACCAGCCAAACCAUUUGGCUCUCUAUCCUUAGUUAGUACUGCUGAUCAAAGUUCAAGUAGCCCAACACAUUCUGAGAUUCCACAAGAGACUAGGGGUUACACAAAAUCAGGCUUCCCAGAUACAUAUCAGAACACUGACUUUAUUGGUCAGACAUUUCAGUCAAGUCCUGUGGUGCCCCCUCAGGAGACCUCAACAAAUUUUGUUGUCCCAAAGGAAACAGAUACAACGUUUUCCACUUUCAAUGAAGACAUCCAAGGAUACAGUUUACCUACAGAUCUGGGGUUACCUAUAAUGCUAGAUAGAUGUGACUCUCCCUCACCCAACACCUGUUUUACUGAGUUGGUUCCAGUUAAGGAAGAUUCUCAAAUAGACACACAAGAAUCCACAGAGUCAAAAGAAAUCUACUUGGAUCAUAACAGUGGUCACUUUGUUUCCUCCAUUGAUGGUUCUAUGAUUUGCCCAGAUAACUUGUCAGAGGGGUCAACAGAAGCGUCCUUCACAAACCCAGCAAAUGGAAGCCAAGACCAAGUGCUGCCACAACCAACUUCUACAUCAUCUACAGAAACAGGCAGUUCUACAGUUCAGUCUGCUCCAUGUUUGCAGCCUACUUUCAUGUCAUUUGCUAAUUCGUCAUCAUCAUCAAAUAUUGCUUUACACCCUGUCUACACCCCUGAAAACAAGACAAUCCUUCCACCAAUGGAGAGUUUUCGUAACAAACUGCUAUCACCUUCAGACAUAGGCCAACAAUCAGUCCCAAGGGGAGUGAGUUCUGCUGAUUUGCCUACUCAGCCUGAUUCAGUGCUUCAUGUGCAAUCAGGCAGUGGUGUAGCCCUUGCAUCCCUUAGGGCAGUGGCAUCCCCUGUGUACCCCACUUACACACAACCUGUGGGCUCAGCAACAGUUAGCAUAGUUCCAUCUGUAAACUCCCAAACAUCUACUCAGUGCCGUCCAGUGUCCUCCAUUAUUCAACCAGCUCCAUGCCCUGUUGUUGUUAAUGGCUAUAGCUCUAUGCCUAUGCAAAGGGAAGCUGCCCCAGGACGUACAAUUUCCAUAAACUUUUCAACUCCAAGGCCAACAUUGGAGCCUCAACAAACGGUGACGCAAGCAUUACCAGGUCAUGCAAUUCUCACUGUGAAGGAGGUGGGUGGACCCAAUGUGGAUCCAACCCCUCAUGUUUUACUUGUUAAUCGUCUUGGCCAAAUCUUUGUCAAAAAUCCUGAAAGCAACACUUUCCAGUUACCCAGUCCCACCUCACCUUCCUACAACUGCGUUACACAGAUUGCCAGCCUUCUGCAAAGCAAUGCUCUCUCUGCUACUCUGGCAGCUGCGGGCAACUUGCCUGCAGUUGCUGGAGCAGCCAUCACAGCCCAAGUCCCCAGAAUGGUGACACCUGUGAUUCAGAACUCUAAUACCAUUACACAGCUCCUCACUGCUAAUAGCAAAGGAGCAGCAGCACCACUGGAAGCCCAGAAAACAAACCGAAAUGCAAAAGAAUCUGCUGAUGGCUCUAUACCUGGAAUAAAGAAACCACGGAAAAAGAAGGAACCCUUAAUACCUAGGAAAACCAAGUCAACUACUGUACCCGGGUCAUCUGGCAAGCCAGCAGACAAUCAUGCAGAGAGUGCUCAAGCUAUUAUUAACCAAGCUAUGGCCAGUUAUUAUGACCCCAGUCGAAAGGCUAGUAGAAUUUUGAGUCCUUCUUCACCUUCCAACACCACUGCUGGUGGCACAGCCCAAUCACCAAGUUCCAUAGUUCUACCGCCAGGCCUCCUCGUUGAACCAGAGUCCACAAAUUCUCCACCGUCUACCCCAAGCUCUGUAUCUUCUCGACCAAAGCAGGUUCGAAUGAAAAGGGUGUCCUCUCUUUCUGAUCGCAUUGCCACCAAAAAAUCAAAGUCUGACUUUUUAGAGCCAGAACAUUCCAGUGGCCCAGAAGAGCAACGCAAAUUAAAUUCAGCUGCUGCAAGGUGUGGGGGAGUUCGCAUUAAAACUCCAACCGUCAAAGGGAUCCUUGACCUGGACAAAAUCAAUGAGGAGCAAAGUAGUGAUUCUGAAAGUGCAAAGCCAGGGCUCUGGGAUCGUUUCUCUGUGUCCCGAGGUGGUGACAGCAGUAAACCGCAGGCCUUGGACACCACAUGGUGCAGUUCACUGUCUGACUGGAACAAAUACUCAGGGAUGCUGUCGGGCUCAGAGGAUGAGAUACCUCCUCCAGAAACUGAAGAAAAGCACCCUCCCAGAGGAGAUCAGCCACGCCUACGCUUUGAAAUCACUAGUGACGACGGUUUUAGUGUGGAGGCAGACAGCAUUGAAGUGGCCUGGAGGGCUGUGAUUGAUGGGGUGCAGGAGGCUCGUGCUGUUGCCAAGCUUAGACAGCUUUCCUUAACUGGGAUGACUGGAGCUCGUAUGAUGGGUUUGCUCCAUGAUGCCGUGGUUUACCUGGUGGAACAGCUUCAGGGGGCCAUGAGCUGCCAUGGUCACACUUUCCGAUUCCAUAAGCAGCCUAGCCAGGAGGAUGACUUGCCCAUAAACCCCAGCGGCUGUGCUCGCUCUGAGGUCUACCUGAGGAAAUCUACCUUCGACAUGUUCAACUUCCUGGCUUCCCAGCACAGACAGCUUCCUGACACUGAUCUCUAUGAUGAAGAGGAGGAUGAAGUUCUUCUCAAGUCCAGCAGACGAGCAACGAGUUUGGAGCUUCCCAUGGCAAUGCGCUUCAGACAUCUAGAAAGGACAUCCAAAGAAGCUGUUGGUGUUUACAGGUCUGCUAUUCAUGGACGAGGGCUGUUCUGUAAGAGAAACAUUGAAGCUGGUGAAAUGGUCAUUGAGUACUCCGGCAUUGUCAUUCGCUCCGUUCUGACAGACAAGCGGGAGAAAUAUUACGAUGGGAAGGGCAUUGGCUGCUACAUGUUCCGCAUCGAUGACUUUGACGUUGUCGACGCAACCAUGCAUGGCAACGCAGCACGAUUUAUCAACCACUCGUGCGAGCCCAACUGCUAUUCCCGUGUUAUCAAUGUGGAGGGCCAGAAGCACAUUGUCAUUUUCGCCUUACGCAAGAUCUACCGUGGUGAAGAGCUCACCUACGACUACAAGUUCCCCAUCGAGGAUGCCAGCAACAAGCUCAGCUGCAACUGUGGAGCCAAGCGCUGCCGUCGCUUCCUAAACUGAGUGGACUGUUAAGAAGAUCCUGAAAAGCGCCAGGAGGAAAGCAGGCAGGCAAUAAAACGGAGGCACAAUGGACUGUAGAAAGCACUGAGAUGGAAAAGUCCAUGAAGCCUCACUAGCAGUGGCUUUAAGUGGGACUGAAACCACUGGAAAUCCACAGGACAGAUCCAGACGUGGUCGUAGGGAUGUGUGCAUGAUGCACAAGCACUCCAACGAAAGCGGGAUGGUCAUAGAAACACCUGUUUUACAGUCUGAGCAUUUUAUUCCUGUUCACAAGCAAACUUCUGCUUCAUGCUUCCCUUUUUACAACACAGAGGUCUUUAUGACGUGCAGACUAGUGAAGAGAAGAUGCACACUCCUCCUAUUGCUAAAUACUUUUCAAAUUGUUGCUGCUGAAAAACAAUUUUGGCUCAUGUAGGGAACCUGUAUACGGUGUUCCAGGUGUUUUUUGAGCUUGUGCACGAGCAACAAGUACAGUGAUUGUCUGGCUGAUAAAAGUCUAAGUGGUUGGUGCGUCAGUUUUAGCUAUUAAAAUAGUUUCAUUUCCGCUAAAUGGAUUGUGCUGACCUCCUGCAGUCCAUGGCCUCUUUAAAAAUUUGACUCCGGCUUUCUCCUGCACUUAGAAAGAAGUGCAAAUAGAUGUACAGGAGUUUUGUGGCAGUGAGAAUAUACUGUACCUGAAUGAGUAUAUGACUAAUCAAGAGAUAUAUCUAUAUAUACUUUUAACUGAGAUGUUUAUCUGUGAUGCUCAUGCUAGAACAUAGAAUAGGACUUGAUGUUUAGGAGAAGAAAAAGCUUUAUUCUGCUCAGGAAGAUGCUGUGAACCCCUGCAAUACGCCAUCACCAUCCAUUCCGUUCGUAAAGUCAUUUAGUAAGACGACUUUUUUUUUUAUAGAAAGUCUCAAAUCAGCCUUUAAGCUCUUUAAGAAGCCACUGCUGUAAUAUCUCAUUAGAAAACUCCCACUAGGCCUGUGUAUAUUAUUUAUUCUUUUACCGUGUUUAUUUUUGUCCCAAUUCAUGACUAUGGUUAAUUUAAUCAUGGAGAAAAUUCUGUCUCCCGUCUUGGGACCCUGCUGGUUCUUUUUUUUUUUUUUUUUUUUUUUGGUGUCAGUUAAUUUUGGCCAUUUUCUUAACCUUUGAAUUCUUUAUGGUGCUAAACUUAACAAAAGUCUUGAAAUUUAAGUGGGAAAUCGCACAUUUCAUCAUCUUCAUCAUCUUUGUCAUUAAUCGCAGUGUAAGACACUUCAUUAUUUGUGAAUUGCUCAAGUACUUGACAGAUAAAAGGUAGAAAGCCAACAUUAUUUUUUAGAGGCAUCACAAGGUAUGGAGAAACAAUCCUUUUUUCCUCUAUCUGCAUUAAACACUACUUGAGCAAACUAGGGAUAGUCACUUUGCAUCUUUACAUUUUUCUGACAGUUUUUGGGUUGGGUCUUUCUCAUUUCUGUGAUAGCUGCACAUACAUACACAUAUUGUACAUCUCUAGAAAUCAUGAUCCCUUAUAAUUGCUCAAGAAAAUCUCUCAGAAGCAAUGUUUUUUUUCCUCAGACAGAUUCUCUUUAGUAGUGAUUAAGAAUUACUGAUGGGUCUUUCAGCUAACAGCCACCAAGCACUCAGCACCUUGACGUCCCUUUAUUUUAAGACAAUUCUGAUUUCCUUCCAUCAUGAGGAAAAAGAGAUAACUGAUACCAAUCAUAGUGUCUUAGAAAGACAAGAUUGCUCAAGCUUUAUGGCAUAUUUAUUCUUGUUUGUGUUUAGAUUAUGGGAGUAAAUGUGCUUUCUCCAUGGCCAAGGUCUUUCUUUUGUUUACAUAGUUUUCUUUUUUCUUGACUUGAACAUUCUUCGAGGAGGAGUUCUUGCAGUGCAGCCUUUUUAAGGUCGUGUUUUGAGCCAGAGGUUCUUUUUUAGAGAGUAUGAUUUUAGUUCUUGUUUUAACUUGUAAAUUGUGGCAACAUGCUUUAGGGAAACUGUUUCCUUUUUCUCCCCCCACUUCAUUAUCUGCCAGAAACAGCUUCCAGUGCUUGUCGCUGCUCCUUUCAUGUUUUUAUGGUAGCUGGCUUUCUAACAGCCCUCGAAGUCAAUCAGUGUGGUCAUCCUCUGCCUUGUCUGGCCCUCCUCGUUUCAGAUAAUAUCAAGAAACGGAAUUUCACCCUUUGUUUUUUUUCACUGAACUUGCAAGGAUUCUACCUCAGGCUGUUCAGAAUGACUGUCAAAGAAUACUAAUGCAAAACCUAGAUGAUGAUACGAUAUCGCUCGGUCUUAAAUGUCCUGUAGAGAUGGCCUGUGUGCAAUGAAGGAUGCAAAGCACUAGUCAAGACCUUCUGUGACGAUCUGUCUCCCAGAGUUGUGUGGAAAAACUGUAUGUUCCUACGUAGGGUU